Limanda limanda (common dab) is the source of this 4912-nucleotide messenger RNA. RefSeq names its product stromal interaction molecule 1a (gene stim1a). Gene Ontology annotation, biological process: intracellular calcium ion homeostasis; activation of store-operated calcium channel activity; store-operated calcium entry. Gene Ontology annotation, molecular function: calcium ion binding; protein binding; calcium channel regulator activity. Lineage: Eukaryota; Metazoa; Chordata; Actinopteri; Pleuronectiformes; Pleuronectidae. The coding region runs from base 225 to 2681 and encodes 818 amino acids. The record is from RefSeq and is a predicted model, not a curated record. Gene Ontology annotation, cellular component: endoplasmic reticulum; plasma membrane. The transcript has 14 exons.
CAGAGCCUCCACAUUCUGCGGCUUUUCUCGCUUCAGUCUCGAUCGCGGAGGAGAAAGAGAGCCCACACUUUUUUUUUUUUUCACAAACAGGAGGUGGAGUUCACAGCAGCAGCAGGCUGAACUCCGGAGGAUCGUCCGAACAUCUGCCGGGAUGUUGACACGCAGCUGAAGCCACACGUCCUCCUCCUGCCCGCGGUACAUGACAACAGCUCGCACCAGCAGUCAUGGAGUUCAACACAUGCGUGUCCUUGUUGUGGAUCUUCUGCCUGUGUCUCGCUGGACAAAGCUGGAGUGAGAAGACGAGCUCGCCCUCGUCGGACAGUCCAGGUGAAAGUGGGCUUCCAGAUUUUUGUCGCAUCGAUGACUCACUGUGCAAGGAUGAGAACGCCCUUCUCAGCUUUGAGGCGAUCCGUAGUAUCCACAAGCAGAUGGACGAUGACGCAAACGGCAAUAUAGACUUGUCGGAGACGGACGGCUUCCUGAGAGAAGAUCUCAACUAUCAUGACCCAAAGGCCAAGCAUAACACCUUCCAUGGAGAUGACCAGUUCAUCAGUGUGGAGGACUUGUGGAAUGCGUGGAAGGGCUCUGAAGUGUAUAACUGGACAGUGGACGAGGUGGUUGAGUGGCUCAUCACUUAUGUGGAGCUGCCACAAUACGUGGAAGCUUUUCGCAAGAUGAGUUUUAAUGGCAGCGCCAUGUCAAGGCUUGCCGUGAAGAACACCACGCUGACUCUCUCUAUUCUCAAGAUAUUGGAUCGCAGCCACGUGCAGAAGUUGCAGCUGAAAGCCCUGGACACUGUCCUGUUUGGAGCUCCCCUGAUGAAUAGACAUAACCACCUGAAGGACUUCAUGCUGGUAGUGUCAAUUGUCAUAGGCAUGGGUGGUUGCUGGUUUGCCUACAUCCAGAAACGCUACUCCAAGGACCACAUGAAGAAGAUGAUGACAGACCUGGAGGGGCUGCAGAGAGCUGAGCAGAGUCUGCAUGACCUGCAACAGAAGCUGCAGAUCGCCCAGGAAGAGCACCGCACGGUGGAGGUGGAGAAGGUGACCCUGGAGCAGAGAAUGAGGGAUGAGAUCAACGCAGCCAAGCAGGAGGCCCACCGGCUGCGAGAGCUGCGUGAGGGCACGGUGAACGAACUGAGUCGCCAGAAGUACGCAGAAGAAGAGCUGGACCAGGUGCGUAUGGCGUUGAAGAAAGCUGAGAAGGAGCUGGAGUCACGGAGCAGCUGGUCGCCGCCGGAUUCUCUCCAGAAGUGGCUGCAGCUCACCCAUGAGGUGGAAGUGAUGUACUACAACAUCAAGAAGCAGAACGCCGAAAAGCAGCUGCUGAUUGCCAAAGAAGGGGCAGAGAAGAUAAAGAAAAAGAGGAACACUCUCUUCGGGACUUUCCAUGUGGCUCACAGCUCCUCCCUGGAUGACGUGGACCACAAGAUACUGUCAGCAAAACAAGCCCUGGGUGAGGUGACGUCUGCGCUGCGGGAGCGGCUUCAUCGCUGGCAGCAGAUAGAGAUGCUCACCGGCUUCACCAUCGUCAACAACCCCGGCCUCCCUUCCCUGGCCUCCGCCCUCAACCUCGACUCCUCAUCGGGCAGCAGAGCCACACCUCAGCACUUCAUCAUGUCCGACGACAUGGACGACAUGGACGAGGACAUGGUGCCCGGAACCCUGCAAUACGGCACCCGGCUGUUGGAACGGCGAGCCAGUGACCUGUGGUCCGUUGGUUCAGACUCUCAGCCCGUGUGGAAACAGCCUGCUCCCAGUAUGAUGUCCCUGCGCCAACGCCACAUUGACCCCCAGCUGGCCAUGGGCUCCCAGAGGUUGGUAGAGAGUUGUCUGUUGCCGGGGCAGCAGGGCGAGGGAUCCCCAUACCCAUCCCGGUCUCGGGCCGCCCUCAGACAAAUGCGUAGCCAGUCGUUUGGGCAGCUCGACUGCCUCCCUCUGCCCCCCCUGUCCUCGGCCGUGUCUCAUCCCUCUAUCAUCUGUACGAGCAUCCCAACCCCCCAGUCCCUGUCCUCCUUCUCUUCCUCCUGUUUACCCAGCGCUGUGGGUGGUUGCGUAGCCCCUCAUUCCUCCCAUUUAUAUCACGCCUCUUUCCAGCCCAUGGAUCCCAUUCCUGAUUUCACCUUCUCAGACGUCUCCAGAGCUCACUCCUCGUGCAGCGACGGCCUCGGAGACCUGAACCGUUCCGACUCUGAAUCCUCCCUGUCACUCUCCCAAGUCGGGGAUCGGCUCUCAGCCUACAGCUCCAAAGGCCACCUAAUCAAGCCUACUUCUCUCAUGCACGGCCUGUCCGGUCGCUCGGAGGACGGCCUCUCACUUCACGCUCACACCCCGAACGGAGGGAACCGCGUCCACGAGAUCAGUCCCGUCGAGCCAGUCAGCGACAGCCCUGUUCUCGUGAAGAAGGUGUACAGCAUGGAGGAGUCCCCCAGCCUGGGAGAGAUCAACAGUCUGUCCGAGUCGUCCCGCUCCUUCAGCCCCAACUCCACGGAACCAGACACACCGUCACCUACAGGAGGGCAACUGGGGGCCGCGGGGCCAAAGGUCAACAGCCGCAUCCCGCAGCUGUCCUCCAAGAAGAGCCCCCUGGAGGAGGACAGCGGCUCAACGGGAGAAGAAACAGAUUCCACUGCCAGCCGCAAGAAACACACCUUCAAGAUCUUCAAGAAGCAGAGGAAAUAAGGGCUACAUGAACUGGAGGCUGUCAGAGCGGUCGGACUGUUUUCCUCUGGUCUGUUCUUGGGGAGAAAAAAUAGGUUUUGGAAGUUUUUGUGGUUCAUUGAUGGUGAAACGUCUUCACCAUUUGUUGCCGUUGCAUCUUUGUGUAGGUACGACACCUACUGUGAGAAACUGUGGGAGCAAGCAGCUGUUGAGUUUAAUCUGCUUCUUCUUUGGUCAAUGUUGGUUAUGCGGGAUUUGGGUAGAUUUGUACAUUGGAAUGUAAAGUAUUAUUUAUUCUGCAGGAAAUUGUGCCAGUCUCAAAGAAAAACUGGUCUCCCAGUAGGUUUUUCGUUCUUGUUCUACAAUCUAUAAAAUUUUGCAUGUCUUCACUUUUGUUUGAUUGAUACUCGAAUGCUCUUAGUGUUUGCUUGGUUCUCGUCGUCAACCCGCUUUGACUACACUCGAUGUUUCCUUUAUUGCGACCUAGCCACCUAGCCUACGAAUCCAAAGUGAAUGCGCACUCCUUUAUUUUCACUGAGUACUUUGUUCUUAUUGACAGUUACGACUUUUCCUGUCCUUUGUUGUCGUCUUCUUGGCAGAGCCAGUUGCUCAUUCAGCUUUCUGUUACGGCCGGAGUGUGGUCACAGAAGUCCCGGACUAGAAUAUAUUCUCACAUUUCUCUUUAGGCUGUCAGAUAAAGUGUUAAGUGUCGUUCGGAUUAACAUCAGUGUAAUAAUAACUUGCAGCUCUUGGAUCGCACCCAAGAGCAGGACAUCGUUGUCCACAAGAGAAAGUUGGACGAGACGUUAAUCUCCCUGCACUGUUACAAAAGGAUCGUUUUGCAGGGUUGGAAAAUGCUUUGCCGAAAUGUCCAGCUUUCAAACGAUGCCAAGGUUCACCCCUGAUAGUUGUUUGGUCCCGAAGUCUGAGUCUCCGACUUUUGUGUACGUAAUAAUAAGUGUUUGAAUUUCCUGGUUCAAAUGACGAGCUUGGAUGUAGGUAUCCUUUUGUCCCUGGGCAAAAAUGUUACCAAAAUAUUACAAGAACUAAAUUACCAAAAUGUUAAACAGAAAAUCUACCAUGAAAAACAAGAUCAUAUCAAAGACUUUAACAUAAAGUACUUGAAGCAAAUUUUAGCCACAACUAUUAAAAACAAAAGAAGCAAUUAUGUGUUUGUGGUUUUAGGAUAAUCCUAAAAUCUAAAUCGGAUCCAAAAUGUCCCUUUUCCUGAAUUUAGAAUUUUGUUACUCUGUUUUGUUGAAUCUGUUUUAUUGAUUAUUCAGGUGGAUGAUAUAAAAGGGGGGGGGGGGCGCUGGUAAGGGCUAAAUUACAAGGCAUAAUAAUAAGAUUUGCUCUGUUUGUGAUAGAGGUGGGGUCUCUCUGUGAUCCACCUUCUCCAGUGCAGACGAUCGAUCACGUCGAUGUGCCAAAUCUCUGUCUGUCAGUGGCCUUGUAUUUCGCAGUGUGUCGGGCCACGCCCCCUUUACACAGAACACACGACCACCUGAUCUAUAUAUCCCGUUUCUCCUUAGGUCAGACGCUGAAUGUCCAAGCGUAUUCUGUCUGUAACGGUGUCCCCCAGGGACGCUAUGUUUACAUUUGUUACAGGGACAAUUCUGCUUCUCAGAUCACGGCAGCGUGAGGAACAUUGUGCCGGUUUUGAUAUCGACAGCUUCUUGUAUACGAGCACAGAACUAUGCAUCAGUAGUCGUAGGCGAGUUACUUCAGUAGUGCGGACACCAGUAGACUUAGGGUGCUCCCGAUCAACGAACUACCAAAAAGUGCUGCAGAAAACAGUCGGCCUACCCCAGCCUCACAAUGUAACAGGUGGUUUGGAUGUACAAGACGAAAUAUUUUAUUUAAAGAAACCAUGUGAAAAAGAAAAUAAUCAAUUUCCUAAUGGUACUUUUUUUAAAGGUGUUGAUUGAAGCUUCUUUUGCACGACAGCUGUAAAAUGGAUUAUACCAUCUGAAUGUGUGAGUGAGUGUGUGUCCGUCUGUACCCAGUACACUGCACCGUAUUGAUGAUGCAUGUCAACUGCUAUAACUAAACCUAUAUUGGGUUAGAAGAGUGGAUCAGCUUCGCCUCUUUACUUCCCACCACACUUUCCGUUUCUCUGUCUUCAUCUUGAGCUUCUAUUUAUGGAAACAUACACGGUAUAUUUGUACAGAGAAAACGAUCAUUUUGCAUCUUCUGUGAUGGUCUCUUUUAUGGAACUUCUGCAUGACAGCAAUAAACUAUUUUGAAUGAAA